Messenger RNA from Rosa rugosa (rugosa rose), 1855 nucleotides. RefSeq names its product putative pentatricopeptide repeat-containing protein At1g26500. The transcript has a single exon. The coding region runs from base 241 to 1731 and encodes 496 amino acids. Lineage: Eukaryota; Viridiplantae; Streptophyta; Magnoliopsida; Rosales; Rosaceae. Gene Ontology annotation, molecular function: protein binding. The record is from RefSeq and is a predicted model, not a curated record.
UUUCUUUGAUUACUCUCUUCUUGUACACAGACCCAAUAAAAAAGUAAGGCUCAUACGAAGUCUCCCUCCGGUCACCCAGACCUUCCGGCGCCACCUCAGCGUAUCUAGAUCUAACCCUUCCCGCCGACGUCACCCAUUUUUCCUUUGCUUAAAAAGAUUCAAAGCGGUGAUUUUUGUGUCGGAAUUUAUUUUCCGAGUACGAACUGGAAAGAAAGACAAGGGAAAUCAAAAGCAUAGACAAUGAUACUCGGACAAAGAAGGAGCCUCACAAAACCCCUGCAAAACCUCGUCCGCUUCCUCACAACCCACCCCAACCCGCCAUCCCCGGUGAACCAGGCCCACCUCCUCCGCGUCUGCACCAUCCUCUACCAGCAGCAGAACUCGCCCGAGUCACGUCUCCACUCCAAUCUCAACUCCCUCAGCUUCAAUCUCACCCACGAGUUCUUCCUCCAGGUCUGCAACAACUUCCCACUCUCAUGGCGACCCGUCUAUCUCUUCUACCAGUACACCCAGACCAAUCCCAGUUUCACCCACACCGCCGUAUCACUGAACAAAAUGGUCGACGUCGUCGGAAAGUCCCGGAACAUGGAGCUGUUCUGGGACUUGGUUAAUGAGAUGGGACGGCGCCGUUUGGUGAAUGACAGGACUUUUGUUAUUGGGUUGAGGACUCUGGCCAAGGCCAGAGAGUUGAACAAGUGUGUGGAGUUUUUUCAUGUGAUGAGUGGGUGUGGGAUUGAGUGUAAUGUGGAGACUUUGAACAAGGUGAUCAAGAGUCUUUGUGGGUUGAAACUUGUUGAAGAGGCCAAGUUUGUGGUGUUUAAGUUGAAGGAGAGGAUUAGGCCUGAUGAGGUUACUUUUAAGUGUUUGAUUCAAGGGUUUUGUGAUGUGGGGGAUUUGGUUGAGGCUUCCAAGAUUUGGAAUUUGAUGGUGGAUCAAGGGUUUGAUCCUUGCGUUGGUGCUGUUGACAAGAUGAUGGAGACUCUUUUCAAGACGAAUCGGGAUGCUGAGGCGAUGAAGCUGUUCCAGAUGAUGAGGUUGAAGAGGAUGGAGGAGUUGGGGCUUUCGAGUUAUAGGCUCGUGAUUGAGUGGAUGUGUAAGAAGGGGAAGGUGGAGAAUGCACAUGUGGUUUAUGAUGAAAUGCGCAAGAGAGGGAUCAAAGCAGAUAACUUGACAUGGGGGUCGCUGGUUUAUGGUCUUUUGUCGAGAAGGAGAGUAAAUGAAGCUUAUGGGAUUGUGGAAGGGAUUGAGAAGCCGGAUAUCAGUGUGUACCAUGGCUUGAUGAAGGGGCUGUUGAGGUUAAAAAGGCCGGGGGAAGCGACACAAGUGUUUAGGGAGAUGAUCAAGAGGGGGUGUGAGCCUAACAUGCACACAUAUGUCAUGUUAUUGCAAGGGCAUUUGGGAAAGAGAGGGAGGAAGGGAAAGGAUCCGCUUGUGAAUUUCGACACCAUUUUUGUUGGGGGUUUGGUUAAGGCAGGGAAGUCAUUGGAAGCCACCAAGUAUGUGGAGAGAGCGACUAAAAGAGGGCUUGAGGUGCCUAGAUUUGAUUAUAACAAGUUUUUGCAUUACUACUCGAACGAGGAAGGGGUGGCAAUGUUUGAGGAGGUGGGGAAGAAAUUAAGGAAGGCCGGAAUGGUUGAUUUGGCGGAUAUUUUCCAGAGAUAUGGGGAGAAAAUGGCGACGAGAGAUAGAAGAAGAGAUAGAGUUGUCGAGCCAUUAGUAGAGCGUUCAUAACCUCAUGUAUUAGGCUAAUAGGUUGUGGGAUGUUUCUGAAUGAUAUACUAUUUCUCAUGAAACUCGACUUCAUGAAGUCUCAUAUAUACUGUUUCUGAAUGAUAUAUUCUUGUGCAUCAAUCGU